Debaryomyces fabryi is the source of this 2514-nucleotide messenger RNA. RefSeq lists its product as uncharacterized. NCBI's taxonomy places the organism in Eukaryota, Fungi, Ascomycota, Pichiomycetes, Serinales, Debaryomycetaceae. Gene Ontology annotation, biological process: glucan catabolic process. Bases 1 to 2514 code for a protein of 837 amino acids. The record is from RefSeq and is a predicted model, not a curated record. The transcript has a single exon. Gene Ontology annotation, molecular function: beta-glucosidase activity.
AUGUCUGAAUUUGAUAUUGAGAGCACAUUAGCUCAAUUAACGAUCCAAGAAAAGAUCGGUUUACUUGCUGGUAUCGAUUUCUGGCACACAUUUGCUGUUGAAAGAUUAAAUAUUCCUAGUCUUAGAUUCAGCGAUGGUCCAAACGGUUUAAGAGGAACUAAGUUUUUUGACAGUGUUCCAUCUGCUUGUUUUCCCUGUGGAACAGCAUUGGCUGCUACUUUUGAUAAAGAUUUAUUAUUCGAAGCUGGUCGUUUAAUGGGAGACGAAGCAAAACACAAGGGUGCACAUGUUGUAUUAGGUCCAACAAUUAAUAUUCAAAGAGGCCCAUUAGGUGGAAGAGGUUUUGAAUCUUUUAGUGAAGAUGCGCAUUUAACUGGACAAAGUGCAGCUUCGAUCAUUAAUGGUAUUCAAGAUAAAGGGAUAGCUGCUACAAUCAAGCAUUUUGUUUGUAAUGACUUAGAAGACCAACGUAAUUCUAGUAACUCUGUUCUUACUGAAAGAGCUUUGAGAGAAAUUUAUUUGGAACCAUUUAGAAUUGCCAUCAAGCACUCCAACCCUGUUGCAUUGAUGACAGCUUAUAAUAAGGUGAACGGAGAACAUGUUUCACAAUCAGAAAGAUUGAUUCAAGAUAUUUUACGUAAGGAAUGGGGCUGGGAAGGUACCACAAUGUCUGACUGGUACGGUACUUAUACUAGUAAAGAAGCCAUUGAAAAUGGCUUAGAUAUUGAAAUGCCAGGUCCUUCCAUAUUUAGAAAUACAACCGAAGUGGCUGCUAUGGUUACCUCCAAGGAAUUACACAUCAAGAAGAUUGAUGAAAGAGUUAAAAAUGUUCUUAAGUUAAUCAAGUAUGCACUUAAGUCUGGUAUCCCUGGAAAUGCUCCAGAAACUUCAAAUGGUAACACACCUGAAACUGCAGCUCUUUUAAGAAAGAUUGCACAUGAUUCGGUUGUUGUUCUUAAGAAUGAUGACAAUAUCUUACCCUUGAGUAAGGAUGAUAAAAUUGCUGUCAUUGGUCCAAAUGCAAAGUAUGCCGCCUAUUGUGGUGGAGGAUCUGCUGCAUUGAGAGCCUAUUAUACUACUACCCCAUUCGAUUCUAUUUCAAAAAAAUUAAAUAAUGAGCCAGAAUACACUAUUGGUGCUUAUGGUCAUAGAUUAUUACCAGCAUUAGGACCCCAAUUGAUUAAUCCCAAAACAGGAAAGGCUGGGUACAAUUUGAAAUUCUACCUUGAGCCAAAUUCUCCUUCGAAAAGAACAUUAAUAGAUGAAAAAGAUUUGGAUUUAUCACAUAUCUUUAUGGUAGAUUACUACAAUGACAAAGUAAAGGAUGACUUAUUCUAUAUUGAUUUCGACGGCCAGUUUACUCCAGAAGAAACGGCGGAUUAUGAAUUUGGUCUCGCUGUACUUGGUACAGCACAAUUGUUUGUUGAUGAUAAAUUGGUCGUAGACAACAAGACAGUCCAAGAGAGAGGUAAUUCCUUUUUUAAUAGUGGUUCUAAUGAAGUUAGAAAUUCUAUUUCUUUAGAGAAAGGUAAAACCUAUUCGAUUAGAAUAGAGUUUGGAUCAGCCCCUACAUUUACCGCUCCUUCUUCCAAUUCUGUUAGUUUUGGUGGCGGUGGUGGUAUCAACUUGGGACUUGCCAGGGUGAUCAACCCAGAAGAAGAAAUUUCGAAGGCAGCUGAACUUGCUAAAAAGGUAGACAAGGUAGUCUUAAAUAUUGGCUUGAACCAAGAAUGGGAAUCUGAAGGAUUUGACCGUCCAGACAUGAAAUUAACCGGUUACACCAAUAAAUUGGUUGAAGCAGUUUUGGAUGCUAAUCCAAAUACUGUUAUUGUUAACCAAUCUGGAACUCCAGUUGAAUUCCCAUGGAUAAAGAAAGCCAAUACAUUGGUUCAAGCUUGGUAUGGUGGUAAUGAAGGAGGAAACGGUAUAGCUGAUGUUUUAUUCGGUGAUGUAAACCCAAAUGGUAAGUUAUCUCUCUCAUUCCCCGUGAAAAAUGUUGACAACCCUACGUAUCUUAACUUUAAGACUGAGAAUGGUAGAGUUCUCUACGGUGAAGACAUAUUUGUUGGUUACAAAUACUACGAAAAGCUUGAAAGAGAAGUUGCCUUCCCAUUUGGAUUUGGUUUAUCAUACACCAAAUUUGAUAUUUCUGGUUUAAAAGUUGCCGUUUCUGAAAAAGAUGAUGCUUUAGAAGUUCAUGUUAAUGUUAAAAAUACAGGCAAAGUCGACGGUUCAGAAGUAGUUCAAGUUUAUAUAUCGAAGGAUGAAAGUGAUGUAAUCAGACCCGUGAAAGAAUUAAAAGGAUUCGAGAAGGUAAACUUGAAGGCAGGUGCUACUUCAACAGUUUCAUUAAAAUUAUCUUUGAAAGAUUCUAUUUCCUUCUUUGAUGAGUACCAAGAUGAGUGGUCGGUUGAAAAGGGUGCUUACACGGUUCACGUUGGUAACAGUAGUCGUGAUAUUGCUUCAACUUCAUCUUUCAAGAUUGAAAAAGACUUUUUAUGGUCAGGCAUGUAA